AUGAUGAAGAGUACCAGAAAUAGCCUCAUAUAUUUUAAUAAUUAUCUUAUUAUUAAUAGAAAGUAUAAAAACAAAAUAUUGUUAAAUCAGAUAUUCCAGAAUGAUAUACAUAUGAGUAAAAUGAAAUUUAACUUUGUUCAGAAAAACAAAAAAAUUAAUAAAAAUAUUUACAAUAUGAACUGUAUAGAGUUAUAUAGAUAUACAUUCUUAUUAGAAAAAAAGAAUAUUAAUAAUAUUAUAAUAUAUAAACAAAUUAAUAAAAGAGUUGAAAUGAUAUAUAAAUUUGUGAACCCUUCUAAAAUUAUCUUAUUAGUUAAACUAUAUUUAGAAAAUAAUAAUUUUCAUAAUUAUAGAAAUACGUUUAUAUGUCUAUUACAACAAAUACUUAUAAAAUUAAAUGAAUUUAAUAUAGAAGAAAUUGUUAAAUUAUAUAGUAUUAUUAGUAAAGUAGAAAAUAAUCAAACUAUUGUUUAUUUAUUUAAAUAUAUUAAUAACCAUCUAAUCCAUAAUUAUACAUUUAUAGAUAUUAAAUCAUUUGCUAUAAUAUUAAAUGCACAUGCUAAAUUAAAAAUUAAAGAUAUGAAAUUAAUAAAUAAAUUUCUAAAUAUUAUAAUUCAACAAAACUUAACAUUUGAUAUUUUAAAUUAUUCAAUUUAUUUUAAUGCAUUCUAUAAACUCAAAAUAAUAAAUAACCAAUAUGUAAAUACUAUAAUUAAUAAUUUUUUUACUGAAAUAAAUAUAUGUAUAAAACAAAAUAUAUUAAAUCAUAAUAUAAAUAAAGAAAUAAAUACAAAAAAUCAUCUGUCAGAUAAUAAAGAACAUCAAAUUAUUCUGGACAAAUUUGUAAAUUAUAAGCCACAUCAUAUAUGUAAUAUUUUGUUGUAUCUUACGAUUUAUAAGGAUGUAUACUUGAGGGCGGGAGAUAAAAAUAAGAUUAUUAAUAUGAAAUGUUAUGAUGAAGAUGAUAUAAUAUAUGAUGAGCAUAACAUAAAAUAUGAUAAUGACAACACAAAAUAUGAUAAUGACAACACAAAAUAUGAUAAUGACAAUACAAAAUAUGAUAAUCACACCACCAAAUAUAAUCAAGACAACAUAAAAUAUUAUAAAAACUACAAACAACUCACCAUUUGUGAACAUAUAAAAUUCUUGUAUCAAUUUAUCAUAUCCAAAAAAGAAGAACUUAAAUGGGAAGAAAUUCUUAUGCUUUGUCAAAUUUUCAAAACAUUAAAAAUUAAAAAUGAUAUACUUGUCGAUUAUAUUGAAAAAAAAGUAUUACAGCAUUUCCAAAUAAAUGACACACAACUAAUAAAUAAAAAUACAGAACUUAUAAAAAUAUUAUUUGAUAUGUGCACAUAUUAUAAUGAUAUAAAUAUAUAUAAAAAUAGUAUAUCUUAUUUUCUUAAACUGAAAAAUAAAAAAUACAAAAUAGAUUUCUAUUCAUCCCUCUUAUUAUUAUAUACUUAUUCAGAAAUAAAUCUACUUGAUUAUGAUAUUAUAUCUUUAUUAGUUUAUAUAAUAAAUAAAAAAUAUAUGCAACAUUUUCAAGAAGAGCAUAUUUUUCUUCUUAUAAGAUCUAUAUAUAAAAUAUGUAUUAACAAUCAACACUAUUUUGUAUAUACUGAAAAUAAACACGAUGAUUUAUCAUAUGAUAAUAAUAAGGGUUAUAAAUUAAAAAAUAAUGAUAAUAUUAUAAAUAACACAAAUAAUAAUGAUAAUUAUGAUGAUCUUUAUAAUAAUUGUAGUUUAUUCCCAAAUGAAAAUAAUAUAAAUAAAGAAACAAAUAAUUGUUAUCAACAACCAAAUGAUUUAUCUGAUUUGUCUUCUGUUCAUAUAUCAAAAAAUGAAAAAAAAAUUAAGGAUGAUAAAGACAAAAUAUAUACUAAUUAUCAAUGUAAUAUAUAUCCUACCAAUAAAAAACAAAUAAAUCAUGAUACCAUUCUAAACACAGAAACAAAACAAAAAAAAAAAAAAAUUCUGUUCUAUAAAAUUAAAAAUUUGAAUGAUCAAAUCUUUUCCAAACUACAAACUGAUAUGUUAUCAAAAAAAAUAGAACUAUAUGAUAUGAACAUAUCUAUUAUGUGUAAAAUUUUAUAUUACUCUGUCUUUCUAAGAAAUUUUAUAUUUGUCAAUAAUGUAAUACAUUUGUUCAUAAAUUAUGAAAAUACACAGUUGAGUUUUAAAAAUAUUUUAAAUAUAUUAUAUUCCUAUAUUCAUAUGAAAAAAAAUUAUAUAUAUAACAAACAAAUAUUACAACAAAUAAAUGUUAUAAAAAUAAAUGAAGAUAAUAAACAUAUGGAACAUAUUAUUAAACAAAAUACUGAUAAUUAUAUUGAAGUAUUAUCAAAUUUUCAUUUUCUUAUAAAUAAUAAAAAAUAUAUUAAUCAAUUAAAAAAUAUGAUUUAUUAUAUGUUUCUUCAAUCUAAAAUAAAUAUAUAUACUUAUAUUAAUAUGGAUAUAAUAAAAACAUUAGUCCAUUAUUCAUUUCUGAAUAUACACUUGCUUAGUAUUAUACUUAAUACAUUAUUAUCGAAGGAUUUAAACGUCAUAAAUAUAAUACAUAAUGAUAAUACAAAUCAUAUUAACAAUAAUAAUAAUAAUAAUUGUAGUAGUAGUAGUAGUAGUAGUAGUUGUUGUAGUAGUUGUAGUAGUAGUUGUAGUGGUAGUACUCCUUCUUAUUGUGGAGAAGAAAAACACACAAAUAUAACCUCUACUAAUAAUAAUAUGAUCAACUAUUCAACUAACAUAUAUGUAAAAAAUAUUUCCACACAAAACCACAUCGAACUAUAUAGUAAAAUCUUUACACACAUAAAUACACUCAUUUUAAAGUGUCACAACAUUUAUGAUAUCACCAGAAUUUUUAAUGCUUCUUUUGUUUUACUUAAUCAUAUUGAAAAAGUAAAAGAAGAAAAUAAAUUUAAUCAAGAAUAUGAACAAAUACAAAAUCAUAUUUAUAAUACAUUAGAAAAAAUUGAAAAAAAUAUAUUAGAAAAUUAUGUCUUAUAUAAUAAAGAAUUUAUCAUGCUUCUAUCAGCAAUAUGUAUAUAUAAUAAUAAUUAUUCUUAUAUACCAUUUUGUUUUUUCUACAAAUAUUUUGAACCCUUCGUUCUUCAAAAUUCUUUAUCAUAUUGUAUAUUACUAAGUAACGAUGAAGAGUUAAAACAUUUUUCUAAUAAAAUUUAUGAGCUAUCCAAGUGUGAUUUUAUUAAUAAUAUUAUGAUAGAACAAGAUACAAACAUAAAAUUAAAAUAUCCUGAACAAAAUGAUAAGAAUAAUAUUCAACAGGAAGAAGAAUUGUAUAUAAAUAUUCCAAAUAGUAAUAGUUAUCAUCAUAAUUAUAUAGAACAAUUUUAUUAUUAUCAUAUUCUACAAAUAAUCAACAGUAUAGACAUUAAUACAUAUGAACAAAAUGAUAUAUCUAAUAAUUAUCCUAUGUUAGAAAAAAUACAAGAAAAUGUAAUUCAUACCAAUUUUAUAGGUAACCAAAAAAAAAAAAAAAAAAUUCAUCUUCAUGUUGAUGAGAAAAAAUAUAUAUAUCAAUUAACCCAUUUUGAUAUAAAUAAUAUUAUAAAUAUAUAUAAAGUAUUAAUAAAUAAUUAUGAUAUAUUAUCUAAAUAUGAAGUCUUUAAUAAUAUUAAAGAUAUGUAUUUAUAUUCUUCAAAGAUAAACCAAGUUAUAUUAAAUAAUCUACCUUUAUACGAAUUAAACAAAUUAUGUUUAUUAAUUAUAAAAUAUAAAAUACCUAAUACAUAUUUAUUUCAACAUAUUAUAAAAUAUAAUUGUGAGUAUAUCAAUUUAAAGAAUUAUAUACUAGAUACAAAUUAUAUUAUUGAUAUAUUACAUAUUUUUAUACAUAUCAAAAAAAAAUAUAAUAUUUUUAUAGAUAACAAUAUUAUAAUUAAUAUUAUUAGCAAAAAUAUAAAUAUACUUAAUACACCACAACAAGUCAAUAACUUAUUAGAGCUAAUAUAUGUAAUGAAAAAUAUAAAUAUUGAUAAUCAUUUUAUUUUAGAAAUAUCUAAAAAUAUAUAUUCAAAUUAUAUUUUAAAAAAUACAAAUAUCAAUAUAGGUGAAAUUAUAUACUUUUUAUAUUUAUUAAAUCAUUUUAAUAAUUAUGAAUUACUAAAUUCUAUGUUUUAUAUAUUCUAUAAUUUAUGGUCUAAUCAUAUGAAAACAAUUACAAUUCGCAAAAAUAAAAAAUUACAAUUAAAUUCUAGCCUAAAUAAUACCUUUUAUAUGGCAAAAUAUAUAUACACACUUGAGAAAAAGCAAAUAUUAAAUGAUAAUAACAAAAUAUUAUCAUAUUCAAAAAAAGAUGAUAAUUUAAAUGAUGAGUAUAUUUUAUAUAUAAAUGAAGAUAAUAAUAUUACUACUGAUGAAAAUAGAGAUUUACAUAAUAUUCUUACUCCCCAAUUAAACAAUCAAUAUGAUCAAAUAUAUGAAAAUAUAGAAAAUAUUAAACAUCAGACAACACAACAUAAUAAUAUUGAUCAAUUAUCAAGUAAUAAUAAUAAUAAUAAUAAUAAUAAUCAGAAUUGUGAUCAUAUUAAUAAACAAUCAAAUAUCUACAAUCUAAAUUUUAUACAUACACAAAUAAAUAAAAAAAAAUAUAUACUUCAUAUGAAUGAUCAUAUAUUUAUAAUAUUAUUUUGCAUAUUAGGUUUUCAAAAAAAUAAUGAUAAAAAUGAAAUUUUAUUGAAAAAAAAAAUUAAUUUAUAUAAAUCAUGCUUUUCUAUUUUUAAAGAACAUAUUUAUAUAUUUAACAAAGAAAUUAUGAUACAAUGUUUAUAUAUAUAUUUCAAUUCAGAAAUCAAUAAUUUAUUCAUAACAAACAAACAUGAAAUAUUUAAAAAUAAUCAAACAAUUUUCAAUAUUAAUGAUAAUAUUAUUUAUAUUUUAAAUAUAUUAAUAAUAUUUAUUCAUAAUCUAGAUAUACAAUCCGUUUUAAAAUUGUCUUUUAUUUAUAUACACUUUUUUAAUUCCAUCUCUAAAGAAACAUAUAAUGUUAAAGAGAACAUCACACUACUUAUGCAGCAUAUUAAUAAAAAAAAAAAUUUAAUCGAAAAUAAUAAUAUCUUGUAUGAACAAAUAAAAACUUAUGCAAACAUGUCAGUAUAUUAA
This is a messenger RNA of Plasmodium adleri (nom. inval.), 5118 nucleotides long. Its product is annotated as conserved Plasmodium protein, unknown function. NCBI's taxonomy places the organism in Eukaryota, Apicomplexa, Aconoidasida, Haemosporida, Plasmodiidae. The record is from RefSeq and is a predicted model, not a curated record. Bases 1 to 5118 code for a protein of 1705 amino acids. The transcript has a single exon.